Messenger RNA from Sphaeroforma arctica JP610, 360 nucleotides. RefSeq lists its product as hypothetical. Lineage: Eukaryota; Ichthyosporea; Ichthyophonida. The transcript has a single exon. The annotation marks the transcript as partial. The record is from RefSeq and is a predicted model, not a curated record.
CGUUAAUAUCACUUAUCAAUGGCCCAUUAGUGUGUAGGCAAGCAUGCAGUCAGAAGAAGCAUUGCCUCCGUCGGCAUACCGCGACAAGCUGAAGAGCGGUUCACAACUCAUAUCAACAGACAGCACAGGUCUAAGCGAGAAAGACGGUGCAUUUAUGAAUGCACGAGCUGUCAAAGGUGAAUCCUUCACCGACAACGAGUCGAUAGAAACUGUCAAAGACUCCAGUGCACCAUACACCGUCCCUGGUGUGCUGUCUUUUCUGCAGACAGAAUGGAUCGAUCACGAGCGGCAGAAAGCCUUGUGGGCUGUCGAACGCGCAGGAUAUAAGGUAGGCUUACAGUGGCCCAAGAUAACAGCGGG